Messenger RNA from Cooperia oncophora, 444 nucleotides. The record is from the annotation of a GenBank genome assembly. Lineage: Eukaryota; Metazoa; Nematoda; Chromadorea; Rhabditida; Trichostrongylidae.
AUGCGAAAGAUAGACAAUAAAGAUAGUGUGAUCGACAAGCCAGCAUUGAAGUCGCUACAAAAGCUCGAGGAGGAGGUUUUGAACACGAAUUUGAAUAUUUCUGCGAAGCUGGAUAAUAUAGCCGAUCUUGCUGCGAAAGGAAAGGAUAAAGAAGCUGCACAUUUGCUGGUGGAAAUGAAAAAGGAAAGAAAAGAGCAAGAAAUUCUGCUGAAGAAGCAAGAAGAGAUUGUUCAAGAGUUGCAGAAGCAUGUUGAAGAGAAGGUAAAAGCGAAAGAGUCCGGAGAGAAGGUCGAGGAGAAAGUGAUGCCCGAAGCCAAGCGCGAUGUCGAAAAGUCGAAGGAAUCCCUUAAGAUGGUCGAAAAGGCGGAGAACAAGCCAGAAGUUGUCAAUGCCGAGAGAAACGCCACUCAAAAUUCCCAGCAACUGUGCAAGAGAAGGAGCUGA